This is a messenger RNA of Pogona vitticeps (central bearded dragon), 2043 nucleotides long. RefSeq names its product SHC binding and spindle associated 1 like (gene SHCBP1L). Lineage: Eukaryota; Metazoa; Chordata; Lepidosauria; Squamata; Agamidae. The record is from RefSeq and is a predicted model, not a curated record. Gene Ontology annotation, cellular component: meiotic spindle. Gene Ontology annotation, biological process: male meiosis cytokinesis; spermatogenesis.
GCGGGGGCAGGGCGCCUGGUGGGCGGGUGUCGUUUCCCUGCCACGCCUCGCGGGAGUUCUGUGGCCGCGGCGCGGCUGAGAGGGGCGCCAACCGUCCCUUGGGAUGGCGUCGAGCGGCCCCGCGGAACAGCCGCCGCCAAAGGAGGAGGGUGGAGGGACAGCGCCCUGCAAGUCUCCGGCUGCCUGUCGGUGCCCCGACACAGCGGAGCUCUGCCCUAGCAACGGGAGGAGCCCUCGCCUCCUCCCUGUCAGCCCCGGAGGGAGUCGAGGGGAAACGGAGGCGAGGCCGCUGCCUCGGCCGUUCCCUUCUCACCUCGGCGCCCUGAGCGGCCGCGAGAAGGUGGCCUUGUACUGCGACAGGCUCCUGAAGGGCUGCAAGGCAGAAGAUGCCAAUGAAGCUGUUAGUAAAUAUCUUUUGGAGAAGUUGAAGAAGAAGGAAAAAUGGCUUGGAGUUUGGCAGACCAAUCCAGAACUCUUUUUUGUCUGUUCUGAAGAAAUUUCCAUAUCAUAUGUCGGUGUGCUUGUUGAGGUUACUUGUAAGCACCCACCAAGUCCAUCUGCAAACUUCAGUUUUUCUGUAUCUGUAGCUGAACCCUUCUCUUCUAAUAUUGCAAAUAUUCCAAGACAGUUAGUGGAUGACAUUCUGGAAAAGAUGGAUUAUUGUGUACCUCUUUUGGAAGUCUACCCUGUGGAGGGGCAAGAUAAUAUAGUGUUUGAUAUAGCCAAAGCACUGGAAAUUGUGAGGUUUUAUUAUGACUUUCUUUGGAGAGACUGGGAUGAUGAUGAAGAUAGUGAGACAUAUGCUGCACUGAUAGAAGAGAGAAUUAAAAUUUGGUGCGAUAUUCAGAAUGGGAUUAUUCCUGCUCCAGUUGCUCAUCGUUUUAAACGAAAUCUGGAUAAAUACAAGAGCAUGCAUUUGGAACUGAUUCAUUACCAGAGUACUAUUAAGGAACAGCCCACAGCAGAAGAAGCUGUUGAAUGUUGGAAAAAAUACUAUGAACUAAUAAUGCUCUGUGGACUGUUAAAAAUAUGGGAAGAUUUACGCCUAAGAGCUCAUGGACCUCUGACACCAAGAAUAUUAAAACGGAGGAAAGGCCUCAGAGAAGAUGGGAAAACUGUAACUUACAUAGUUGGAAGUACAGUGACAGCAGAAAUGGUUAAAGAUUUAUCCUCUGACACACUUCUUCAGCAUCAUGAUAACCUAAACUCAGCUUUGGAUAGUUGUUACAGUGGAGAUACUGUACUUAUUUUUCCAGGAGAAUACAGAGCAGCAAAACUUUCUAUGUUAACUGAAGAUAUCAUUAUUAAAGGAGUUGGAAGACCAGAAGAAAUUGUAAUUGUUUCAGAGCCUGGCCAUGAUAGCUUUGUAGUAUCCAGAGCCCAAAUUGUGAAAUUAAUGAAUAUUACUUUGCUCCAGCAAGGAACUGUUGAUGGUAUUAUAGUUGUUGAAUCUGGACAUACAGUUUUGGAGAACUGCAUACUGAAUUGUGAAGGAACUGGUGUCUGCGUACUGGUUGGAGCUUUUCUGACCAUUAUAAACAGUGAGAUUACUGGAGCACAGGGUGCUGGAGUUGAGUUGUACCCAGGAAGCACAGCGACUUUGGAGGGUAACAAAAUCCAUCACUGUAGUAACUUCAGAACCAGUGACACCUCACAAGGCAGUCUUGGUGGAAUCAACAUCAAGGUUCUUCCUGCCCCUAAAUUAAGGAUGAAAAAUAAUCAUAUUUAUAGUAACAAUGGCUAUGGAGUGACAAUUAUUAAGCCUUCUGAACAGCUGUAUCCUGCAGAUGAAGAAAGAGUGGAAUGUGCUGCGGCAGGAGAUGGAGAAGAUUCUGUUUCCAAGCUAAUGCAGGAACUGAGCCUUGAGAUAAGCACUAACACAUUAGAAGACAGCACAAAAGGCAUCAGCAUAGUUAACUGGAACUAGGUUUCACCUAGUUUCAACUAUUUGCUGUAGUACAAAGGAAAUUUUGCUUCAUUAAAAUAUAUUACUGAGCAUUACUUUGAGUAUUUUUAAAACAUGAAAUACGCAAUUGAGUACUA